Molecule: messenger RNA, 1068 nt
Organism: Plasmodium reichenowi
Lineage: Eukaryota; Apicomplexa; Aconoidasida; Haemosporida; Plasmodiidae
Product: peptidyl-prolyl cis-trans isomerase, putative
Exons: 2
Coding region: 1-1068 (355 amino acids)
Molecular function (GO): protein binding
Source: RefSeq, a predicted model, not a curated record
AUGGGUGUGAAAACAUCAGAAGAUCUAUACAACUUUGUAAAAGAUAGUAUAAAAAUAAAAGAAGAAUUAGAUAAUCAGAAGAAACUUAAAAAAUCAGAGAGAAAAAUAUGUGAGUUGAAGAAUAAACCAUCAAAAUAUGAACUAGAUUAUAGUAAGUUUGAAGAAUGUUUAAAUGAUAUUGAGAAUGAAGAAAAAGAAGAAAGACAUAGAGAAGAACAUAAACAUGAUUUUAUAAAUAAUAAAAACCCAUGUUCUCAUGACCAUUCAAAAGAAAGACAAUUAUAUGAAAAAUCAACAAAAGAAAAAAUUAAUGCUUCAAAUUUAUUUAAUGAAGAAGGAAAAAAAGCCUUUUAUGAAAAAAAUUAUAAACUUGCUUGUGUUUAUUUUCGUAAAGGAUUAAUACAAUUAGAUUAUAGUUUUCCAGAUACAAAUGAGGAAGAAAAUGAACAAAGAAAACUAGAAAUUAAUUUACAUCUAAAUAUGGCUCUAACCAAAUUUCACAUGUCAAUGUUUUAUGAAUGUAUAAGUGAAUGCUCAACGGUUUUAAAUAUAGAUAAAGAUAACAUAAAAGCAUAUUACAGGAAGGGGCAAGCUUAUAUGAGCCUCGAUUUAUAUGACGAUGCAAAAAGAGAAUUCUUGAAAGUACUAGAAAUAAAUCCAAAUGAUAAUAAUACAAAAAAGUCGCUAAUUGUUUUAAGACAAAAAAUUAUAAUUUACAAUAAAAAAAAAAAAUUACUGUGUGCUAAAUUUUUUUCAUCUAACGAAAAGGAUACAGGUAUAAAUGAAAAAGAAGAAUAUAUAAAUGACAAAUCAUCUGUGGAAAAAAAUGAACUUAAUAUGAUGAAUCGAAAUAUAAAUAAAAAUAAUAUAAUAAAUAAUAAUAAUACGAUAGAUAAUAAUAAAAAUCAUAUACAUAUAAAUAAAAAUGAAAAUAAUUUUUUUAUAUAUAUUUCAAACAUUUUUAAAAAAUGUUCAAAUUUUUUUGUACUCAAUAAAAUGUUCCUAUAUAUUUAUAUUUCUUUUUCAUUAUUCUUUUGCAUCGUUCUUCUUCAUUUUUAUUAUUUAUAA